UCGAAAAUUUCACGAGGGUUCUAAUUUUAGCCCUAGCUUUUGGUGGAGACAUAUUGGCGGGAACUUCACCGGGAAACUCAGAGGAGACCCCUACUUCUGCUUCUCACCGACGCAAUCGGCUCUCAAACUCUGCGAAUUUUGCUUCAUCGAAGGCUCCAAUGGGGAAGGACGACGAGGGGAUGCGUGGAGAAAUGGAGGAGCGGCUGAUAAACGAGGAGUACAAGAUAUGGAAGAAGAAUACUCCGUUUCUCUACGAUUUGGUCAUCACUCAUGCCCUAGAGUGGCCUUCUCUCACCGUCGAGUGGUUGCCGGACCGGGAGGAGCCUCCCGGCAAGGAUUACUCCGUUCAGAAGAUGAUUUUGGGGACUCAUACUUCCGAGAAUGAGCCCAAUUACCUCAUGCUCGCUCAAGUUCAGCUUCCGCUCGAGGAUUCCGAGAACGAUGCGCGCCAUUACGACGACGACCGUGCCGAUGCGGGUGGCUUCGGGUGUGCUAACGGCAAGGUACAAAUAAUCCAGCAAAUAAAUCACGAUGGCGAGGUCAAUAGAGCCCGUUAUAUGCCUCAAAAUCAAUUUAUCAUUGCCACAAAGACUGUCAGUGCCGAAGUCUUUGUUUUUGACUAUAGUAAACACCCAUCCAAACCACCUCUAGAUGGUACAUGCAAUCCCGACUUACGGUUGAGGGGCCACAAUACUGAAGGUUAUGGUUUAUCAUGGAGUAAGUUCAAACAGGGCCAUUUACUUAGUGGCUCUGAUGAUGCACAGAUUUGUUUAUGGGACAUUAAUGCUACUCCGAAGAACAAAACCCUUGAGGCUAUGCAAAUUUUUAAGGUUCAUGAAGGUGUUGUGGAAGAUGUUGCAUGGCAUCUGAGGCAUGAGUACUUAUUUGGUUCAGUAGGUGAUGAUCAAUACCUACUCGUAUGGGAUCUGCGAACUCCUACAGUUAAUAAGCCUGUACAGUCUGUGGUUGCUCAUCAAAGUGAGGUUAAUUGCUUGGCGUUCAAUCCCUUUAAUGAGUGGGUAGUAGCCACUGGAUCAACUGAUAAGACGGUGAAGUUGUUUGAUCUACGUAAGAUCAGCUCUGCACUCCAUACCUUUGACUGUCACAAGGAGGAGGUUUUUCAGGUUGGCUGGAAUCCAAAGAACGAAACGAUCUUAGCUUCUUGUUGUCUUGGUAGGAGACUCAUGGUUUGGGACCUUAGCAGGAUCGACGAGGAGCAGACGCCUGAGGAUGCGGAAGAUGGCCCACCAGAAUUGCUGUUUAUUCACGGCGGUCACACCAGUAAAAUAUCAGACUUUUCUUGGAAUCCCUGUGAGGAUUGGGUCGUUGCUAGCGUAGCUGAAGAUAACAUACUCCAAAUCUGGCAGAUGGCUGAGAACAUCUACCAUGAUGAAGAUGAUCUGCCAGAAGAACCUCCCAAGGCCUCUUAAUGUUGUUUUAUUCCAUGUAUUUUAAGAAUUACUCGAGACAAUUAAAAUCUACCAAGGGGUCAUUUAGGUCUUCCAAUUCUUAGCAGUCUUUCUCCUCUACUUGUCCCUAUUCUUAGUAUUCCAAAACAUGAAACAAAAAAAAGCCACCUCAAAGUGAUGUUUUAGAAAUUUUCUUUCCCAGUUCUGAAUAUGAAGAGGUACUUUUUGAGGCUUUGGGUUUGUGGUGAUUUUCACCUCAUGGGUAUGUGUCAAGAGGCGAAACGUCGUAGAGCUUGGUGGUGGUGGCGAUAGAGGUUGCGAGUGUUGGAAGAAAAGAUUGCAGAGAAGUACAUGCAGGACGAGCAAUGGCGAGAGGAUGUGGUGUAGGUAGCAUCGGAAAGACAGAGACCUAACAGAAAAUGAAACAUGACCCGAAGGAUUAAAAAUGACCAAAGGACUUUUAUCAUCUUAUCUAGUAAGAGAAUUACGCAUCAAUCGUAUCAUAUCGUAUCCAUCUUUUGAUGAACGGUUCAGCUGGUCGAUGUAUGCUUCUUCAUGUAUCUCGAUAAUUCGAUCUUAUAUGAUUGCUGGUUCCUCCUCUUCUUUCA
This is a messenger RNA of Momordica charantia (bitter melon), 2017 nucleotides long. RefSeq names its product Transducin/WD40 repeat-like superfamily protein (gene MSI1). Gene Ontology annotation, molecular function: protein binding. The record is from RefSeq and is a predicted model, not a curated record. Lineage: Eukaryota; Viridiplantae; Streptophyta; Magnoliopsida; Cucurbitales; Cucurbitaceae.